Molecule: messenger RNA, 1349 nt
Organism: Sinocyclocheilus grahami
Lineage: Eukaryota; Metazoa; Chordata; Actinopteri; Cypriniformes; Cyprinidae
Product: acidic leucine-rich nuclear phosphoprotein 32 family member B-like
Exons: 7
Coding region: 153-908 (251 amino acids)
Biological process (GO): regulation of apoptotic process
Cellular component (GO): nucleus
Molecular function (GO): histone binding
Source: RefSeq, a predicted model, not a curated record
CCGCUUCUUCUACGUGUUUCUGCUCUCCUCAGUAACUUAGCGCUGGCCUCAGAGCACUACAGUCCCACAGUCUCCCUCCGUUAAAGCAUCUUUGCAGCUUCUGGGCUGAACAGGAGACCCAGGACGGAAGAGUGCACCUUCUGCGGGGCGCUAUGGACAUGAAGAAGAGGAUUCAUCUGGAGCUGAGGAACAGGACGGCGUGUGAUGUGCGAGAGCUCGUGCUGGACAACUGCAGGUCAAACGAAGGGAAAAUCGAAGGCCUCACAGCGGAGUUUGUUAAUCUGGAGUUUCUAAGUUUGAUAAAUGUGGGUCUGCUCUCCGUCUCCAACCUCCCCAAGCUCGGGAAGCUGAAGAAGUUGGAGCUCAGCGACAACAGAAUCUCUGGCGGCCUCGAUGCUUUAGCUGAGAAACUCCCCAGUCUCACGCAUCUCAACCUGAGCGGCAACAAACUGAAGGACAUCAGCACGCUGGAACCCUUGAAAAAACUCGACCAUCUGAAGAGUCUCGACCUUUUCAACUGCGAAGUCACAAACUUGAACGACUACCGGGAAAGCGUCUUCAGGCUCCUCCCACAGCUCGCGUAUCUGGACGGCUACGAUUUGGACGACCGCGAGGCGUCGGACUCCGACGGAGAAGCUGACGGAGUCGAUGAUGACGAUGAUGAAGAUGAGGAGGAUGAGUUUGAUGAAGACGACGACGAUGAUGAAGAUGAGGUUGAAGGCGAGGAGGACGAUGAGGAGGGCAGUGGAGAGGAUGAGGAGGAAGAAAUUGGUCGGGAUGGAGAAGUAGAUGAUGAUGAUGACGACGAUGAUGACGAUGAUGAAGAAGAAGAGCAAGGAGGAAAGGGUGAGAAGAGAAAACGAGAAGCGGAUGAUGAAGAUGAGGACGACGAUGACGAGGACGAUUAAGAGCCAGUGAACAACUCUGUUACCAACCCUUCCCUCUCCUUCCUUUCCAACACCUGGCCUCCCAUCAGCCAGACCUCCUCUGAGACCGUACGGAUGAGUGGAGCUGUGAGCUGAACGCAAGCCUUCCACGCGUCCACAGUCAGUCCCCUGCCUGUCUGCGUUUCAGAGCCUGUGGGGACUUUGGGGACUGGUAUUUAGUUUGGGGUCUCUGCUUUUAAUAUUCUGUUGAAAGUGUUCUUUUUUUUUUUGGUUGACGUUUCCUCCCGCUUUAGUUUUUGUUCUAAACGUCCCGAAGAUUGCUAUGGCUUCUGUGCGACAGGCGGGCCAUCAUUUCAGCGAGGCAGCCUGUGGCACGAAUCAAGGUCGUAGCUAAAUUUUUACUUUCUGUAAGACAAAAACUUUGUAAAUAAAAUAAGAUUUUGUGCUUUGCUCUCUCUCCUA